Messenger RNA from Cylas formicarius (sweet potato weevil), 4238 nucleotides. Its product is annotated as paramyosin, short form-like. The transcript has a single exon. Lineage: Eukaryota; Metazoa; Arthropoda; Insecta; Coleoptera; Brentidae. The record is from RefSeq and is a predicted model, not a curated record. The coding region runs from base 1588 to 2418 and encodes 276 amino acids.
CAGCUCUCAAGACAUAUAAUGGUUAUGCGGCUUAAGUGUGAAGUUGGUUUCGAAAAAACGUAAUUAAGUCCUCUGACGGAAAAAAACGAAAUGACUUUCCGAACAACCUUAUAUUUUUGAUUUUGAUAACAUGACAAGUAUUGCAGUAUACAUAAUUCAGGAUUGCUUAGUACUUUCUUCUAGUCUUUUUGAUGUUUUUAAUCACUUCUUUGGUGGGGAGAAAAAAUGCAAAUUAAAUGAUCAGUUCAUCGUCGGCCUUCCAUGAUUUAUUUUUGAUUUUGAUAACAUGGUGGUGGGAGAAAAAAUGCAAAUUAAAUGAUCAGUUCAUAAAUAUGGGGUUUUAAAGUUCUUUGGCCUUUGCCAAUAUACAAGCUUUCUUCGUGCAAAAUAUUACGCUAAGCGCUGCGAUCUGUCUACUGCUAUCCUUUUUUUAAAAUUAUUCCCUAUCGUAGUAUGUCUGAUUGUAGUAUGUAUGAUUGCCCAACAGUUACCUUUUAAUGUUUCGAAAAAGAAACACCCAAAAAAAAACAAGUAUACAUUGUAAGGUAAUAAAGAAAAUUAAUCAAACAUAUCCCAAAUUGUCAUUCAUUAACGAAAAAUUAGAAAAUAUAUCAAACAAAGACAAGAAAUAUCAGUCCCCUUCAUUCAUUAAAUUUUAUUCUUCUUACAUAUUAUGGUUACGUGCAACUGUUGAUUUUAGUAUUCUGUUGUUGAUCUUCAGCCUUAAUUAAUGUUUCAAGAUAGUCUUUAUCUCUUCGUGUGAUAUGGCCAAAGUAUUGCAAUAUACGUCGUUCACUUCAUUCAGGAUUGCCUAGUACAUUCUUCUGGUCUUUUUGUGUUUUUAAUCACUUCUAUGGUGGGGACGAAAGAAAAUGCAAAUUAAAUGAUCAGUUCAUAAAUAUGGAGCUUUAAAGUUCUUGACCUUAAUUAAUAUAAUGCUGUAAUAUUUAUGACUAUGUAAUCGGAUAAGCACUCUUCGUGCAAAAUAUUCCACUGAGUGCUGCGAUUAUUUUUUUUUGCUUCAACUGAUGUUUUCUUCGCAUAUCCGACACUUUCAUUUGCUAGAAAAGAAAGUCCGCGGGGCAAGCCAUUUUUGAGUACCUCUUUUAGCCUUCAAUGGACAUUCCAUCUCAACCCAACCUGAAACCUCAUACGUAACUCCCAGUUCAUCUGUACUUGUCGGUUUGGGACAUUUCUUCGUCAUUCUCCAAAAUUCUGAUCAAAUACGAUAAAAACUCACGGGGAAUUAGGGAGAAAAUAUGGAGAAAUAUAGGGAAAAACUGUAAAGUCAUGUGGAAUUACGGAGAAAAUAUGGAGAUAUAUAGGGAAAAACUGCAAACUCAUAGGGAGUUACGAAGAAAAUAUGGAGAUAUGUAAGGAAAAACUGCAAACUCAUGGAGAAUUACGAAGAAAAUAUGGAGAUAUAUAAGGAAAUACUGGAAACUCACGGGGAAUUAGGAAGAAAAUAUUUAGGAAAACAUAUGGUGACUUCGUAAAUUACAAUUUCAAUGGCGCAGCCGGAAAAAGGCGUGAAAGAUCGGCCGCUUCGUCGGAAAAACUUGUCAGCUCGGCAGCCAAAAAACGCCGAUGUAUCGGCCUAUAAAUAAAUACCCCGGGGCGUAUAAAAACCGAUCGAUCCGCCGCUCAAACGUCAGUUUAUCGAUAAAAACAACGACCCAGACCCGGAAGAUGCCGAGACCCGACUCGAAAUCCAAAUGGCAACCGAAAACGCAGUGCUACGAAUACAAUUACGGCACGGGCAUGAACUUUUACCAGCCGAUGGUCGAUUACAUAGAGGAAAAACGGCCCGGGACAAAAAUCCGAUUCCCCCACCUCCCUUGGAGCGCUGAGCUCGAUCCGAGCUCCGCGACCCGCAGUUACAGUGAGCAGGAGUUGACGCGCGUAUCGCGGAAAACUGAGGCGAGCGCUCAACGUACACUGAGAAAGAGUCGGUCCCACGCGAGUUCCGCGUUCCUGCUGGCCGAGACGGCGUCGGCAGCGAGGAUAACCACCAAAAUCAAAACGGAGCAGAGGAAGAAGAAAGCCCUGGUACGGGAAAUAAAAAAAUUGCAGGGCCAGAUGAAGGACGAGAUCGAGUACGACCCCGAACACGACAAGGUGAUCGAACGGGAGCUGAUGGCGCAGCAGAAAUUCCUGCGGGGCAAGUCCGCCAAGUCGAUCGAAGCGCAGCUGCUGGCAGGAAGCCGCAAGGUCAUCGCCGAAGCCGUGGAACUCGAUUCGAGGAAGUCGGAGGUCGCGUGCAUAUCCCGGACCACCCACGGGAGACACUUCGAGCUUAUGGACGAGAGGAUGCAAGCGAAGCUGGAGCGGUCAUUCGCGGAGCCUCUGGAGGACCUCAGCCGCGACCUCAGAGGUUUCGAUAGGAAGACCACCCAUUAUUUCAUAGAUCAAAGGUGACUGGCGUUUGUUUGGUUGUAAAACAACCGGGAUGCUUAAUUACAACCAUUUGGUAAAAAGGAAUUUCAGGUCAAUACUGCCGGAAGUACUCGACUCUUCCAUUCUCACUACCAAGAAGAAAUAUUAAAUAAAAGACAAAUAAGACCCGCAGGAAAAAAGUCCACCAAGAACGGGACUUGAUCGACACCCAGUUUGCGUAAUCCGAAAAAUCUUUUAUAUCUAUAAAUAGUCCGACAUUAAGACCAUACCGCCGUGCCAAAUAAAACAAGUGCCAUGUUAAUUGAACUAAUGACGUAACAUUAUAUAUAGGUUAAGACGUACAGUAGCCAGUCGAGCAGCUUGCUUUAUUUACAGGCUUUUAAAGGCAGGAGCCGAAGCACUCGACAAUAGAAUCCACAAGUUUUUGUUUAUCCUGUCAUCGCGAUGCCUCUAGCAAACAAUAUUAUCUUCGGUCCUCCCAUUGGCCAUCCUCUAAGUUUCUCGAGCUCAUCGCUUUGCGAACUCCCUCGCCCCAUGUUCUUUUUGGUCGCCCUCUUUUUUUCCGGUGGUAUGGUAUCCAAUUCAUUGUUUGUUUAGGUAGUCUGUCGUCGUUCAUACGCUGCACAUGGCCGUACCAGAUUAUUUGUUAUUUGUCUUAUAUGUCCAUCUCUUGCUCUUACGGAUCUUCUAAGUGAUCGGUCUAAAUCCAAAUCUAGAUCUAUCUAAACCCGUUUUAUCCAGUGUAACCCCUAGGUUUUUGGACUUUUCACAGGCUUCUAUUUCUUCUUAAUUUUUUUAAUUGUCUCCAAUCUUCAUAGGUUUCUUUUAGUUUGCUUGCCAUAUAUUCUAUAUCUUCUUAAACCCCUGCUGUGACCGCUGCAAACUGUAGGCUAAAUACCUCUUUUUUUAAUUUUUCAAAGAAACUUCCGCACGUUACUGUAAUACUUUUUGUAAAACUUUUGGAUUCUUCCUGCUUCAGUUUUUGUUGACUCGAACUAGCUAACGUUUCGCCAAUCAUCCUGUUGGCUUCUUCAGAGCUUCACUGAAACUGGGUCGCAUUUUACUCUGUACCUGAUUAUAUAUUGUUUGAGGGGACGGAGCUAAAUGAGGAGCGCAAACAACGUCUCGGAUGACCCCCAUAUUGGUGACAGGUAGAGGAGACCUGAGUCGCGGUUAAGAUUGUUAGGUUGCUUAUAGAUUCUUCUAUCAACGAAAAAUCGAGAGUCUAUAGAAAUCUAUAAGCAACCGAUCAAUCUUAACCGCGGCUUAGAAGUUUUAUAAAAAGUACCGUUCUACCUGUUAGUUUUGGCUAGUUUUUGUUUGUUUUUGUUUCCAUUUUAGUAAGGCUUCUUUCACAUAAAUUUUAAAAUACGUUGUUGAUAUACAUCACCACUGGCGAAGCCCCUUUGUUGCGCAGAAAACUCUUCACAAUUUAUUCUUCCUUCAUCCUGACCAUUCGGGCAAAGAUCUGUGUUAACGCUGUCAUUAGUUUCGCAGUGACACUUUUUAAUAAUUCUGAGUUUGGUAGCCGCUGUUCUUACUGUUUCUUCUUAUAUUCGUACUUGUUUUCCUUCAGUGCUAACUGGCAUCUCCUCCUGAAUGUAUUGUCUUCUUCCUUCUCUCAAUAGAUCUUUGUAGUGUGUGUAUUCCGAAAGGAUAUUUUUUUCGUGUCUAAUAAUCCGACUCUUUCCUGACAUUUUCUAUCCCACAUCUCAUUUUUUUGGUGAUUGAUUUUAUUUCGUGUUUCUCGCUUAGCUAUGUAAUGUUUCUUUAUCUUCUAUGGAUCUUCUAUAUGAAUUCCGCUUCAAAUCUGGCAUCAUUUGGCAAUGGGCGCGUCGUGU